Molecule: messenger RNA, 1368 nt
Organism: Leucoraja erinaceus (little skate)
Lineage: Eukaryota; Metazoa; Chordata; Chondrichthyes; Rajiformes; Rajidae
Product: dynein regulatory complex protein 11-like
Exons: 7
Molecular function (GO): ATP binding; ATP hydrolysis activity
Source: RefSeq, a predicted model, not a curated record
GACAAUUGAUUCCCUCUUUGAGGAACUAGUCAACGAAGGUCUGCUCAUACAGCCAAAGAAUAUCCAACUUUCUGACUUUAAAGGUGAAUACAACUACCUGGGGACCACACUCCGGCAAACAGAUAUCGAACCAAUGCCUUCUCUCUCGGAUGUGAAGCAACUGAUCACAUUGUAUGGGAUUCUUCCCUUGGGUUCCCAAGCUGUCCAUGAGAAAGCCCCUUUGGUGAAGUCGUUGAUGCUGGCCGGACCCUCUGGAGUUGGAAAAGAAAUGUUGGUUCAUGCUCUCUGCACCGAAACUGGAGCCAAUCUUUUCAACUUGUCGUCACAUAACAUUGCAGGAAAAUAUCCAGGCAAGAGUGGUCUCCAAAUGAUGAUCCAUUUGGUUUUCAAGGUCGCUCGCCUGUUGCAGCCUUCUGUUGUGUGGAUCGAUAACGCUGAGAAAACGUUCUACAAGAAGGUUCCAAAGGAGGAGAAGGGGCUGGAUCCGAAGAGAUUAAAGAAAUCUCUCCCAAGUAUACUCAAAUCCUUGAAAUCAGAAGAUCGUGUUCUCAUUGUUGGCACAACACGACGUCCCUUUGAUGCAGAAUUAAAGUCUUUCUGCCGAACCUUCCAGAAAAUUGUGCUCAUUCCAAGACCAGACUACACGUCUCGAUUUGUGUUGUGGAAGACCAUAAUCCAACAGCAUGGUGGGAUCCUGACGCAUUCAUUGGAUAUGAGUUCCCUGGCUAAGAUCACUGAUGGCUACACACUGGGACACCUUACUCAAGCUGCAAAGGAUGUUCUUACUGAAAGACGCAUAAAGCAGCUACACACAAAACCUCUGACUGCAGUGGAAUUCAUCCCGCCUCUGGCCAAGCAGGAACCUGUGUACCAAGAGGAGGAAAAUUCAUUCAAGGAUUGGUUUGUUAAAACACCUCUGGGCAAGAAGAGAGCAAAAGCAGCCACGGAAUCAGAAAAUGAUGGAAAAGAGAAAGGCAAAAAAGGAAAGGAUGGAAAAAAAGGAAAAGAAGCAAAGAAAAAAGGAAAAAAGAAAAAAUAAUAUUCAGGUGUUACUGAGACAGUAGUUCCUGAAUUCUGCAUUCGUUAUGAGUUGCAAGCAUCCUGUAUAUACAUGCGUAGUGAAGUUUUAACAUGUAAUUGUAUUAUAAUUAAGUUGAUUGAAACCAUGUAACAAUUAAUAAUAUACAAAGCUGUGCGUGAAACUAAUUCACUUAAUUAUUUACCAAAUCGGGUGAUAUUACUUCCUUCAGCAAACGGAAUUUUAUUUUUAAUGGUCUCUGUGGUCAGGAAUGGCCCAAUUGAUCACAAAGAUACCAGAUUAUGAAAUGUAUAUUUUGGUAGCAAGAAUAAAAGUUUGUUCCAACAAGA